AUGCAUGGUUUGGCCGAUAAAGAUUUAAGUGCUCAAUUAGCAGAAGAAUUAACAUAUUAUGAAAAAGAAAAAGAUUCAAUAUCCACUUCAACAGAAAUUAUUGAUAAUGUAAACGAUUAUAAAGAAAAUUCUUCUAUCAUAACUAAACCAACAAACGUAUCACUACAUCAAUUCAAUUGGGAACUUGUUGAUAAGAGAACUUUGAAUGAAGUUAAUUUGACAAGAGAAUUUAAUGAUGAAAAGAUUCGAAUCCUAUUCAAGGUUACACCAGUAGACUUUUUGGGUGACGAAUCAGAAUUACUUGACGCUGAGGAGGAAGAGGAUGAAGAAGAAGUUGAAAUUUCAGAACAAUCUGAAGAAUCAACGGCAACAUCAUCAACAUAUGAAACAAGUAAAAGCGAAGAAUUAAUCGAUUCUUCUGAUGACGAUUUUGAAGAAGAACCAGAUCCCGAAAAAACUUUAAGAUGUGCCAUAACUAUCGAUAAAAAAGAAAAAGGAGUAUUAGCAUUCGAAGCGUUUGCUCGAGAAG
This is a messenger RNA of Funneliformis geosporum, 529 nucleotides long. NCBI's taxonomy places the organism in Eukaryota, Fungi, Glomeromycota, Glomeromycetes, Glomerales, Glomeraceae. The record is from the annotation of a GenBank genome assembly.